CAAGGCGCCCACGUAACCUGCUUCAUCUUCUGAUCUUCCGAAGCGCAGCCAUGGAACCAAGUCAGUUCUACCCCGAAGCCGGGGAUAGUCAAUUCUACCCAGGUACCGAUGUUUUACUUAUUGACAGAGGCAGCGACGAGGAAGGCGCGUGGGCCAGCGGCAACGCCUUGUGCCUCCUACUCGUGGCAGUCUGCAUGGUCUUCAUAAUCGUCCUGCUUGUCACGGUGUUUGUGCUCACAAAAACUGACACAGACCUUUCCGAUGAAGGUGCCGAUGGCGGUAGUGCCGAUAGAUCUGAAGAACAAGGGCGAGCGGGCGGCGUCCGCAAGCCACCCACUAACCAAGGCUCCACACAAACUUCUGGGAUAACGCCCCCUGUAGUGGUGCCUUUGCGCAGCACAUUUGUGCCUCAAACAGCUGUUGCGGCAGCACCGAAGCCAGCGGUUGCGGCACCACCGACACCAGCGGUGGCGACAACACCGAAGCCAGCAGCUGUGGCACCACGGACACGAGUGGUCGCGACAACACCGAAGACUACAGCUGCGGCGCCACCGACACCAGCAGUUGCGACAACACCGAGGCCAGUGCUUGCGACAACACCGAAGCCAGUGCUUGCGACAACAAGGAAGCCAGUGCUUGCAACAACACCGAAGCCAGCAGCUGUGGCGCCACCGACACCAGCAGUUGUGAUACCACCCACCCCAGCUAGGAAACCACCGACACCAAUGAGGGCACCAUCGACAACUACUAUAGUCCCUAAACCACCCACUGCCGGCCAAACAACGAGACCAGGCCCGACAACUCAGGCACCGCUGCCGAAGGGAUCGCUGCUGUGCACACUAGGGGCUGGUUUCAAGAAGUCGAAGUACACGUUUCCCCCCGACGGACUCUGCACCAUAAUCACGUUCCACUCGGUGUACAAGGGCGAUGACACAUUGGCACCACCCUACAAGGAAGACUUCCAGUACUUCCUAGAUACGUCUAAGCAGGCCAAGUACUCUCAAUUUGGAAUCGGCAUCGCGCAAGAAACAUGCACCGACCGAGCCGCCAUGACAAAACUUACCAGCAACGUUUCGACGAAGAUGCAUUUAGAUGAGCUGUGGGACCGCUACCGGAUAUACCACUAUGGCCAAGUGAGCGGAAGUAUCUUAUUCAGAGGAUUAGUUCCUUUUGUUUCUGCGAGGUUAGCAGCGACGGGAUUGCAGAUGAUCACCAAGAUAAUGAAUGAUAAAAGACACUAUAAACUACGGCCGAGCUAUACCAUUCUCCACAAUUGGCUGCUUUAUCCAGGAGACGCUCGGUCCAUUGGAAUGGCAUUGUCGGAUGUGCCGGUGGAUAUUUUUGUUGUGAAUGUGCACCAUCACGAACCCGAUAUCAACUCCGUUCACUGCCGCAUCGUGCCACCAACCAUACUAACCUCGGACGUCUUGGAGAAUGUUCCAAAGGAUUGGUUUUACAGCAUCCGCAUGGGCACCAGCAUAAGUCUACUUGCAGCCUACCAGCACUACUGGCCUUCGAACAUGAUGUAUGCUAUGUCCCUGGGCAUGGCUGGUCGGUGGUACGCACCAUGUGAUGGAGGCCCCUUGACGCGUAGGGGGCCCGCUGGCUUUAAGCUCGGCAAAAAAUGCGGGGGCGCGUGCAAGCAAGAGAAGCUCCUGCCAGAGGAUCAGAUCACCGAGAUUGCCCGGGCCUGCUCGCGUCCUGCCUUGAACAAUUCAUUGUACCAAGACAGGAUGUUCAACGCCCUCGUUACUUACGACAUCACAGCAGGAUUGGUCUUCACCUAUGACAGCCCUCGCAACCUUCGUACCAAGCUCUGCAAAGCCAAGAAGAAUGCGACAAGCUUGCAAUACAACUUUGUCGCUGCGGACAUCCAGCUGGAGGACGCCUAUGGUAGCUGCGGCUACGGGCCAUUCCCUCGGCUCUAAAUGCUCAAGAAGCUGGCGGCGUUCCUUGCUUAUAAUUACACGUCUGCCGGUAAGGAGACACAGUCCAGGGCGGUCACAUAUUAAUAUACGCUCAAUUGUUGCUACCAGCUCAUGCUCAUAGAAAAAAAAUAUCCUGCGUAAAUAAAUAAAGUGAAAUUAUAGAUUUU
Dermacentor albipictus is the source of this 2095-nucleotide messenger RNA. The record is from RefSeq and is a predicted model, not a curated record. Lineage: Eukaryota; Metazoa; Arthropoda; Arachnida; Ixodida; Ixodidae.